Molecule: messenger RNA, 2256 nt
Organism: Brienomyrus brachyistius
Lineage: Eukaryota; Metazoa; Chordata; Actinopteri; Osteoglossiformes; Mormyridae
Gene: becn1
Product: beclin 1, autophagy related
Exons: 12
Coding region: 295-1638 (447 amino acids)
Biological process (GO): cellular response to nitrogen starvation; late endosome to vacuole transport; autophagy
Cellular component (GO): phosphatidylinositol 3-kinase complex, class III, type I; phagophore assembly site; phosphatidylinositol 3-kinase complex, class III, type II
Source: RefSeq, a predicted model, not a curated record
CGGAAAUGUCUUACAAUUAUGAACGCAGCUUUUCCCAUUAGCCUUAUUAGCUAACUACUAGUGAUGCAGUUUUGAAAUUUCCCGUUUAGUGUUUAUUGUCGACUAGGCCAUUAAAAGCUUACAAGUGUUUCAGCGGAAAGAUUCAGAUUUGAUUUUACAGAUUUUAUUCCUGAACUCGACAACAGAAGGAUUAGCUACCGUCAACAACUGUAACUCAACGGCUGGUGUAUAAAUAGCUCAGCACUUGUGAACUGAUUUAGCUACAUCUGUAAAACCCCGUUUUAGAGCUCAGCUAUGGAGGGCUCCAAGUCCUCCAGCUCCACCAUGCAGGUUAGCUUCGUGUGUCAGCGCUGCAGUCAGCCUCUCAAACUGGACACAUCCUUCAACGUGCUGGAUCGCGUCACCAUCCAGGAGCUCAUAGCCCCAUUAGUGACAGUGACACAAAGCAAACAGGUGGAGAGCACUGAGGAAGAGAGCGCCACAGAGGAAACAUUUGUGGAAAGCAAACAAGAUGGAGUGGCAAGGAAGUACAUACCCCCAGCACGGAUGAUGUCCACAGAAAGUGCCAACAGCUUCACGCUGAUUGGAGAGGCAUCCGAUGGAGGCACCAUGGAAAACCUAAGCCGUAGGCUGAAGGUGACAAGCGACCUCUUUGACAUCAUGUCAGGUCAAACUGAUGUGGACCAUCCCUUGUGUGAAGAGUGCACUGACACUCUGCUGGACCACUUGGACACACAGCUCAACAUCACAGAGAAUGAGUGCCAGAACUACAGGAGCUGUCUUGAGCUUCUCUCCCAGUUGCGUGAGGAAGAGGAAGAUACCCUGCUGGCAGAACUGCAGCAGCUGAAGGAGGAAGAGGAGUCAUUGAUCCAGCAACUGGAGGCCAUUGAGGAGCAGAGGGGGGUGGUCGCCCACGAGCUGUCCCAGGGCCGCAGCCUCACGCAGCAGCUGGACAGCGAGGAGCUGCAGUACCAGAAGGAGUACAGCGAGUUCAAACGGCAGCAGCUGGAGCUGGACGACGAGCUGAAGAGCGCCGACAACCAGAUGCGCUAUGCUCAGAUCCAGCUUGACCGGCUGAAGAAGACCAACGUCUUCAACGCCACCUUCCACAUCUGGCAUAGUGGUCAGUUUGGGACAAUCAACAACUUCCGUCUGGGCCGGCUGCCCAGCGUGCCCGUGGAGUGGAACGAGAUCAAUGCGGCCUGGGGGCAGACGGUGCUGCUCCUGCAUGCGCUGGCCAACAAGAUGGGGCUGCGUUUCCAGAGGUACCGCUUGGUCCCGUAUGGGAACCACUCCUAUUUGGAGUCUCUGACAGACAAGUCCAAGGAGUUGCCUCUUUACUGUUCUGGAGGCCUGCGCUUUUUCUGGGAUAACAAGUUCGACCACGCCAUGGUGGCCUUCCUGGACUGUGUGCAACAGUUCAAGGAAGAGGUGGAGAAAGGCGACACUGGGUUCUGUCUGCCGUACAGGAUGGAUGUAGAAAAGGGGAAGAUCGAGGACACAGGCGGCAGUGGCGGCUCGUACUCCAUUAAGACGCAGUUCAACUCUGAGGAGCAGUGGACCAAGGCAUUGAAGUUCAUGCUCACCAAUCUCAAGUGGGGCUUAGCUUGGGUGUCUUCUCAGUUUUACAACAAGUGAGGACGGCCACAAGAUGGAAGCCAGCCCCGGUCUGGGGCCACGCAAAAGGGUCCUGGCAAGAACAAGAUGUACAGUGGAACUGAAGCAGCCUCAGCUUCUUUUGAAGCGAAUCCCUUUGUAUAGUAGUCAUUCAUUUGGACUGAUCGUAAGUGCAGGUCCUCAAACUGUAUAUGAUAAUGUAUUAUGUGCAAUCAAGCUUUCAAGGAUCAUCAGUCCUUGGGGUGGAAACAAAUCCCUUUUGUCACAGUAACCACCCUUAGCAUUUGCUUCAAUGUCUAGGAUAAUGCUGAAAAUGAUUUACAGAUGUGUGAUUUGCUGACAUCUACAUUUCCCUCAUAUUUCUAAAGUGUUUAUUUUGAGAGAUGGCAGAUGCGUACUGAGAGAGCAACUCUCCUCUCGUCGUUAGACAUGUCUUGAAAGUUUUUAGGAAUAGGAGUAUAACCUUUCCUUCUUCUUAUGGGGAUCAUUGCUUUUUCACACACAGCAAAGAUGAUCUGCGUAUGCAGAAAUUUGCCUUUCAUUUAGCAAAUACAACUGUAAAUAAAUGAUGGAAGAACUGGGUUUUGAUACAUUUAAGAAAAGCUGUAUCAUUAAAAGAUAAAAAAGGCAAUUUCAGAA